AUGUUUACCAUCGAUUGGAAUUGUUCAUUUUGGGUGGAAUUGGGAUAUAUACCUUGAGAGAUGAGUUCGUUGUUGCAACGAAUGAGUGAAGCUAGGAGAAACUUUCAAGAAAGAAAAAAUAGAGGGUCGAACGGAACAACCCAUCAUAUGGACCCCAACGAUGUCCCAGCUUCACCUAGAGCAGACUCCUCUGUACAUUCAGAACACUCUGUUGCUUCCGCUUGUUCAGAUGGAGGGGAUUUCCACUCAGAAGAAGAGCGUAUGGGGUCUCCUAUCCACUCCUCACAUCUAUCCCAGAGUUUGCCUGGUAGCUUGGACUUUUUUAUGAAACGCUGGUCUCGAGGUUCUAAUAAUAAUAAUAAUAGUAAGGUUCAACAAGAAACAACAAAGCCCAUGGAUAUUCCUUCGGAUUCAAGUCCUGUUGAUAGUCCAGUAGCUAGCGCACCUCAGGGUCCUGGUUGGUCUUCUAGAAGAGGGCACGUGGAAAAGGCUGCCAAUGUAACCAAAUCUUUUCGAGACGUGUGGCUAACUCCUGAUUGAUAUAUUGAGUGUAUAUGGUAUUUGUGGUAUGUGAGUGCAUAUUUGUGGUGGAUGAGAAAAUGAUGACUAUGCUUGUUUUGCAUAAUAUAUGGGGAGCAGACCUUGUGUAUUUUUUAUAUCAUGGCUAUUACCAUCUCGAGAAUAGAUGAUGUGUAUUCUAUUUGACAAAAUGAUAUAACUUUUUAUAAUCCAAUGCUAACCAUUCGAAUUGAAAUUAUUACGAUAGGAAUAAAAACACACGAGGAUAUGCUCUCAUCAUAAGAAGGAGCCAUUACAGAAUAG
Galdieria sulphuraria is the source of this 822-nucleotide messenger RNA. RefSeq lists its product as uncharacterized. NCBI's taxonomy places the organism in Eukaryota, Rhodophyta, Bangiophyceae, Galdieriales, Galdieriaceae. The transcript is spliced from 2 exons. The record is from RefSeq and is a predicted model, not a curated record. Bases 61 to 540 code for a protein of 159 amino acids.